Messenger RNA from Spinacia oleracea (spinach), 866 nucleotides. RefSeq lists its product as uncharacterized. Lineage: Eukaryota; Viridiplantae; Streptophyta; Magnoliopsida; Caryophyllales; Amaranthaceae. Bases 182 to 673 code for a protein of 163 amino acids. The transcript has 2 exons. The record is from RefSeq and is a predicted model, not a curated record.
CUUUCCAACUCCAUCCAUCCACCGCAAAAGGGCAAAUCCGUAAUCUCACACAACCCGCAUAUAACACCCUUUUAAACUUUCUCCAUUUCUCAACCUCUUUUCCCCCAAAACACACUCCCUCUCUCAUUUUCUCUCUCCUCCCAAAUAAACUCAAAUCAAAACCUCCAAAAUCACCCAAAAAAUGGCAUCAAAACUCCAAAAACUCACCAUCCUAACACUAAUGAUCCUCUGUUCCACACUUUCUCUCUCCUCAUCCACCAUGACAGUCCACGACCUCCUAAAGAAGAAAGGUUUACCGGCCGGUUUACUCCCUAAAGAAGUAAAAUCCUACGAAUUCAACGACCGAACCGGUUUACUAGAGGUCUUCAUCGACGGUCCAUGCUUAACAAAGUUCGAGAACCGGGUUCUCUUCGAAAGUGUCGUUAAGGCUAAUCUCACAUACGGUGAACUAAUGGGUGUUGAAGGUUUGUCACAGGAGGAGCUCUUCAUUUGGUUGCCUGUUAAAGAAAUCACAGUUUUUGAUCCUAAAUCUGGGAUCAUUUUGUUUGAUAUUGGUAUGGCUCAGAAACAGCUUUCUUUGUCACUUUUUGAAGAUCCCCCUAGUUGCAGACCUCAACAAGGGUUGAUAAACUAUAGUGGAAGGAAAGACAAAGGAUUUGCAGCUGAAAAAUGAAGAUAAAAAGAUUUGAUGAAACAAAUGUGAUGAAAAUCUUCCCCUUAUUUUCACACUGUGUGGUUUGAUUGAUGAUGAUAUUAAUUUGUGGUUAUGAUGAUCUAAAUGAGUGUGUGAAUUUGGGGGGUUUGUUAGAUAACUUGUAUAGAUCCGAAAUUUUGGUAUCCAAUUUUGAAUGUUUCAGAUUCCUAGA